Molecule: messenger RNA, 1372 nt
Organism: Drosophila hydei
Lineage: Eukaryota; Metazoa; Arthropoda; Insecta; Diptera; Drosophilidae
Gene: shams
Product: glucoside xylosyltransferase 2
Exons: 4
Coding region: 163-1245 (360 amino acids)
Biological process (GO): protein O-linked glycosylation via N-acetylgalactosamine
Molecular function (GO): UDP-xylosyltransferase activity
Source: RefSeq, a predicted model, not a curated record
GAUCAAUUAUAUUUGUUAUCUGAUAAACCCAUUUAGCUUAGAAAAAUAAUAAAAUACUCAUUUUAGUGGACAGUGACCAGUUUUAUGAAUUCCAUUUCCAUCCAAAAACAUAUAUGCAAACAUACAUGCAUACAUAUGUAUGUAGCAAUAUAGGAUAUCAAAAUGCGGCACUUUCACAUGUGCUUUCUAUGUUUUAUGGCCCUCACGACGAUUUUUUACAUUUUUCACGAACGCCCAAAUUGGGACCAUACAGCAUCAUUUCAUCCAGACACUGGAACCAAUGCAGUGCGCCAUAAGAAAAACACCUUUCAUAUAGUUGCAGUCGCCUGUGGACAACGAGCACAAGAGACUCUAGUUAUGAUAAAGUCAGCUAUACUUUUUAAUUAUUAUCAGGAAUACUUAAAGUUCAUAAUAUUUACGGAAGCUCCAUUAACUGAGAUAAUAAAGGAGAAACUGACUGACUGGCGCGAUACACUUUCUCAACAAUUUGAAUAUGAACUGUUGCCAUUGAAAUUUCCUAAUCAAAGUGAGAGAGAAUGGAAAACUCUUUUUAAGCCUUGCGCCGCCCAACGCCUGUUCUUGCCGUCUUUAUUAAAGGAUGUCGAUUCGUUGUUAUACGUUGAUACAGAUAUAUUAUUUUUAUCUCCAAUUACCGAUAUUUGGAAAUAUUUUGGAAAAUUUAAUGAGACUCAAAUCGCCGCUCUAGCGCCCGAGCAUGAAAAUGAAAAUAUUGGAUGGUACAAUCGAUUUGCACGACAUCCAUUCUAUGGACGACUAGGUGUAAACUCUGGAGUUAUGCUUAUGAAUCUGACACGGAUGCGGCAAUUCAAUUGGGAACAACAUGUAUUUCCUAUUUAUAAAGAAUUCAAGUUACGAAUUACUUGGGGUGAUCAAGAUAUCAUAAAUAUACUUUUUUAUUAUCACCCUGACAAACUAUUUAUAAUUCCAUGUGAAUAUAACUAUCGUCCCGAUCACUGUAUGUAUAUGAGUAUUUGCAAUUCCUCUCAUUCAGGCAUAAAGUUAAUUCAUGGUAAUCGGGGAUAUUUCCAUUCUGAUAAGCAACCCUUAUUUAAAACAGUCUAUGCUGCUAUUGAAAGCUAUCAGUUUAGCUCUAAUGUAUACAGCGAUUUUCUGUUACCGCUUCGCACAGCAUUAAAUGCACAACCUGUUAACGAAUCUAGUUGUGGAAAAAUCUCAGGUGAUAUUCUCUUAGUGGCAAAUAGUCUUUUUGGUAGUACAUAUUAAAUAUGGAAUUUGUGCAAAUUCGCCUCAUCAAUUAAAAACCAUAAGCUACAACUUCUAUGACAACAAUCUCAUAAAAACUUGUAUAUUAUUAUCCACUAAUCACAGAUAGGCGAUACCUUUUAAUAGU